Chiloscyllium plagiosum (whitespotted bambooshark) is the source of this 2698-nucleotide messenger RNA. Lineage: Eukaryota; Metazoa; Chordata; Chondrichthyes; Orectolobiformes; Hemiscylliidae. The record is from RefSeq and is a predicted model, not a curated record.
CCCACACACACGUGCAUGCACGCCCUGACAACAGGCAGGCAGCUGGCAUUUCUCUCUCUCCUUCCUUGCAGCUGUUACAAUGAGUGCAGGCACGGCCAGUGCAGUGGGCCCCCUCACUACUCCUGUAUCUGUGAGCUGGGCUGGACCUCUGACAUGGAGACCGUCAACGAGACUGGCGUCGAAUGUGACAUUGACUGCGGCUGUCACUUCCACAGCACGUGCCGUGAUGGCAUUGGAAAGUGUGACCAAUGCAUGGACUGGACCAUGGGGCAGCACUGUGAGCUGUGCCAACCAGGCAGCUAUGGCAAUGCCACCCAGAAGGAUGGCUGCCAGCAGUGUGCGUGUAAUGGGCACGGGGCCAGCUGGUUGGGUGACUGUGACCGGGCGACAGGCAGAUGUUUUUGCACCGAGAACACUGAAGGGCCACACUGUGAGGACUGUGUCGCAGGUUACUAUGGAGACCCACGAGAGAAUGGAAGAUGUUACCGCGAGUGCGUGGGCCGUGUCCUGCUGCAGAAUAUCUCCUCAUCGGCCCUGGGCUCUACGCGGGGUCAGGGCCUCUCCGCCAAGGGCCUGGCCUACUGCCUGUGGGUGCUGACCACCUCCAACAGCCUGGACUCCUGCGAGGGACAAAGUGGCUGCCUGACCGUCAGCCUGACCAUUGGGCCCGACAUCAGGGUGACAUGUGGUCAAAACUAUGUCUACGUCUUUGACGGGGUGCCAGGGUUCCUGAGCCAGCCCCAGCAGCACAGUGCCCUCUAUGCAGAUCCGAAACUGAUCGGCGCCUUCUGUGGCAAUGGGCACACACGGGCGGUCAAGGUGGAUGCUGUCUCAGGUGUCCUCACUGUCUACUUCGAAGCCAACAUCUCCAGGGCAGCGGGCACAGAGGGUUUCAAUGCCACCUACACCAUCAGCAGCUGUCAGCCCAGAUGCCUGGAAAACCAGAGAUGCCAGGACGGGCACUGUGUGUGUGAGACGGGCUACAGCGGCGAGAACUGCACCUCAAGUAUGUGCCCCAAUAACUGCUCAUCUCGAACUCACAACGGGCACUGCCACAUGGAAGAUGGUGGCCCCUUGAAGCGCAUGGGCCACUCGAUGGUGGAAGGCCCAGGCUCCACCCUUUGGAUCUACGGAGGCCUGUCCCUCAGGAAGGGGAUUUUAAACAGUGUUUACAGAUUCUCCCUCAGCGAUCGUCGGUGGAGCGCCGAGGUAAGGCCUGAGGGCCGGGCGCCCAGAGCACGAUAUUUCCACGCAGCAGCAACAUCAGGCCCUGCCCUGGACACCAUGUACGUGGCUGGAGGACUGACCGACAGCGGGGUGGCUAGUGAUUUCUGGCUGCUGGACCUGGUCAACGCAGAGUGGACAGAAGGAGAGUCGGGUCUCCUGCCUCCAGUAACUGGCCACACUCUGACCCUGUGUCGGAACUCCAUCCUGCUCCUCAUCGGAGGCUACUCCCCACAGAACGGCUUCAACAACAAGCUCCUGGAAUACGACAUCCGCUCCACAAACUGGAGUGUCCGCCAGCACACAGGAACGGCCCCAACAGGGUUAUACGGGCACUCAGCCGUUUACCACCCAGCCACGGAUGCAGUCUAUGUGUUUGGGGGCUAUCGGUUUUACCUGGAGAGUGUGUCAGCGUCCCGUGAGCUGUACAGCCUGUACCUCCCUGGGCUGAGCUGGAGCUUGCUCGCCCCCUCCCACGGUGCAAAGCCCCUCGCUCACUUCUUCCAUGUUUCCGGCUUGUUUCGGGACACGAUGGUGGUAGUUGGAGGUCGUACAGAGACAGAGGACUUCAGUGCCGCCAUCUUGCUGUACCACAUCAACUGCAACACCUGGAUCACGGUGAACCAGACAGGGCUGGCUGGGCUGGGUGAGCCGAUGAGACCUUCGGUUGCUCCUGCUGCUGUUGCUGUGAAGAAGAAGCUGUACAUUUCCGGAGGCUAUGGUGGAGUGCUGCUCCCCUCGAUGGUGACCCUGCGUGUGCCACUGGAUCCCUGCCUCAUCUUCUCCAGUCCCGGCGAGUGUAACAGCAGCAGCUGUGUCUGGUGUCGCUCCCUUCACAACGGCAGCUGCCUCUCUCCGGAUCAGGCUGAGAGGUACGGGUGUGAGACUGCCAGCUCUCUCUGUGAGCCCCUGCCCAGACUCCCUGAAGACUGCCGCAGGCUGCGAACCUGCAGCGAGUGUCUCGCCCGACAUCCCCGGGUCAUCGGUCAAAUGCAGCAGCUGAGGUGUAAAUGGUGCACCAACUGCCCGGAGGGCGCCUGCAUCAGCAGCAACUCCAGCUGCACCAAGGAGAAUGACUGCCGCAUUAACCAGCGAGAGAUCUUCGUCGCUGGGAACUGUUCGGAAAUAUCCUGCGAAGCCUCAGACUGUGCCAAGUGUACAGCGUCUGGCAAGUGUAUGUGGACCCGCCAGUUCAAACGCACAGGGGAGACCCGCCGGAUCCUCAGUGUGAGCCCUGCCUACGACUGGACGUGCUUCAGCCACUCUCUGCGCAAUGUCUCCCCCAUGCCGGUGGAAUCCUGUCCGCCUGAGCCGUGCCCGAGGCCAUGCCACACCCUCACCAGCUGCGCCGAGUGCCUGAGCUCUAAUGGCUCCGAUGGUGGUUGGCAGCAGUGCGUCUGGAGUCUUGCUCUGCAGCAGGUAGGGGCUCUCAGGACGGAACAGUCGGGCACUAGCAAUCAUAACUAAAUACGAU